This is a messenger RNA of Bemisia tabaci, 6398 nucleotides long. The record is from RefSeq and is a predicted model, not a curated record. Lineage: Eukaryota; Metazoa; Arthropoda; Insecta; Hemiptera; Aleyrodidae.
ACUUUUAUCAUUACUCAAACUCAACGGCCAAACUCGUGCCUUUCUAUGUGCCUUUCGUAAAUUCGUACACUUUCGUGCUUUCACAGAUGCUUUCUCAGUUUAAACCUCCAGAAAGUGUAAAGUUAUAAAUUUUCCUUCAUCACUGGAAGUAGCCAAGUCACUUCCAUGAUGAGCAGCGACGAAGAAAGCCCCAGUUUAUCUGCGUUAAUCAGUGGAAAGAAAGCACUUCUUAGAGAAAUCAUAACCCUGAGUAAAGAAAAGGACAAAACCAAGCAAACUUUGAAAACAAUUAAUUUGGAGUCUUUGGCAGAUGGAGGCGCAAAGUUAAAGGUUCGCUAUGCUGACCAGAAGAAAGAAAUUGCAAUUGCAACCAGUCGCUUGAAUAAAAUUAGUCUUCAAAUUAAGGAAUUUGAAGCAAAACAAGAGCAGCCAAGAAAAAAAAAAUCUCCUGCAGUAGUAGAAGAAACUUCAGAUUCCAGUGCAUCGAGUGUUGAGUCCGACAAAGAAAACAAAAAUGGACGCUCAACUUCUAAAAACAAAUCCGACCCUCAAAAAACUCAUAAUGAUGAUUCCUCUCUGUUGAUAGUACGUAGCAAAUCGAAGGUAGCACAUAUUUCGUCUGAUGAAAGUGACCUUAUCUCUGAAGAUGAUGCUGAUGAAUCCCCCAAAACAGCUCAGCGCAGAUCAGAAGGAGAUCGAAAAGUACCGGAUCUUUUUUCAGACGAUGAAAGUGAUGCUGAUGAGGAUGAAAUAGAUCCUGAGGAAGAUGGAAAUGAUGUCGAGGAAGUCGAAGAUGAUGGAACUGAGGACGAAAGCACUGCAGAUGAGGAUGGAAGCACCAUUGAAGAAGUUGAAGAUGAUGAGAUUCCUUCACAGACAGCUCAGCGCAAAUUGGCUGAAUCCUACAGAGCGCCCGAGUCUCAUUACAUAUCUGAGGAUGAUGAUGAUGAUUCUUCUUCGUUCCCAGCUCCACGCAACAUUGGUAACGUCAACCUAAUUUCUGAUGAUGACGAUGAUGACCUCCCACCGAUAAAACCUGGAAGAACACUUCAGCGUAAUAGAAUAAUAGACUCAUCUGAUGACGAGCCAUCACAGAUUCAAUCUAAAAAAGAGACACAGCCCUGCAAAAUAAGUGAUUCAUCUGAUGAAGAGAAGAGAGACUCGCUGGCACAUGACUACAGUUCUUUUGCCGGCCCAAUCAGUAUGUUGAAAGGACCAGCUUCCAAAAAAAUGCCCCCUGGCUUUAUGUCUAGUACUGUUGUCGCUCCGGAUGUCGCAGAUAAUAUCAGCGAAGAUGACAGCCCUUCUUCAACCUCAAUUCCGAACAGCUCGAAAAAAUAUUCAUCAGAAAAAUCACCCUUCCAAUCUCCAGCAUCACCUGCCAAGUCUGAAAAUGACUCUUCCAAGAAAUCAUCUUUUGCGAGUGCUGCGUCAAGUUUCAAUGAAACCCCUGGCGUGCCCCCACCCAAUAACUCCCCAUCUGAAGUCGUCAAAAAACCUUCCCCACUAUCGAACUACAGAAUUCCAAAACUCCCCUCUGCUAAAACAUCACCCACUGCAAAUGAUGCGAAGCCAGAAUCAACGCCCAGUUCUACGUUUGGUACAAAACCAAACAUAUUAAAAACACAUUCCGAACGAAAACCGACUAUUGGCUCGCAGUUUUCAUCAUCAAUCAAUUCCAACUUCAAACAUCUCACAUCAAGAACUUCACCCAGUAAUAGCACUGGAAACUCAACAUCAACUUUUGCUGUGCCAAACUUAGCAAAUCUGAAAAUUUCAGAACCGAAGUCACUCUCUAAACCAUCCGACAGUUCAACAGCACGGUCAACACUAUCCCAGUCUUCCUCCAGUCUCUCUGGUUCUUCAUCCUUCCAAUCAGUAUCCUCAGGGUAUAGUGCUAGCGGAAUUCAAAAUUCAAGCUCUAACAGUUCUAUCAAGCAACAAGGUAAAGUCAAGGAAAUACCAAUCUGGAAUGCUAAAAUGCCAUCUGCUGGUUUCAACUUAAAUGAGAUGGGGAAAAAAGCUCUUGAAACACACAGAGUUCAGCAAUCAUUAACGAUGGACUGCCUCCGUAGAAUUCACAAGAGUAUGAGCACUAUGCCUGACGAAUCAGUGUUGAUGUCGGAUCCAAAAACACUGAAAAGUGAUGUUGAACUGAUGCCCCACCAGAAACACGCUCUUGCAUGGCUUCUCUGGCGCGAAAGUCAAAAACCUCACGGUGGAAUUUUAGCGGAUGAUAUGGGUCUCGGAAAAACUUUGACAAUGAUAUCCCUAAUUUUGAAAAAUCAAGAGAUCAAGGAAGAAGCCGAGGAAAAUGGACAAAAAUCUAGCAGCACGGAAGACAGUGAUGGUGAAGACUGGGCAAGUUCUGGAUCUCGACCUAAAAAAUAUCCUGGUGGCACUUUGGUCAUAGCACCAGCAUCACUCCUAAGUCAGUGGGAAGGAGAGGUCAAGAAAAGAGUCAAGUCAAAUGUUUUGAACGUUCUUAUUCAUCAUGGCGCCAAAAGGGAGGAGAAAGCUAGAAGGUUAGCCAGAUACGAUAUGGUGGUAACAACUUAUGGGACUGUUACAUCGGAAGGCAAGAAAAUGGAAGAUAGCGCCAUGUACAAAAUUGCCUGGGAUAGGAUCAUCAUUGAUGAGGCACACACAAUCCGAAAUCCAAAAACUGUUGGCUCCAUUGCUGUCUGUAAUCUGACAGCUAGAAACCGAUGGGCUCUGACUGGAACCCCCAUUCACAACAAGCAGCUCGAUAUGUACGGUCUUCUGAAAUUUCUCCGUUGUAAACCCUUCGAUGACUUGGCCGUAUGGAAAAGGUGGGUAGACAACCGUGAUGCCGCUGGUACUAAACGUUUGAACACUGUCGUAAAAAGUAUCUUACUUAGAAGGACAAAAGAGCAGCUACUCACAUCAGGAGCAAACAAGCUCCCACCUAAAAACUACAAAAAGAUCGAGGUGGCAUUAGAUAACGACGAAAAAGAAGUCUACCACAAAUUAUUACUCCUAUCAAGCUCUCUAUUCCAUAAAUAUCUAGCCCAGCGAGCUGAAAAAGCAGACUUGCAGACUUACGGAAUUGUCAUGAGCAAAAAGAAACAUGUUGAUCUAGAAAAAAAUGAAGAACUUUUGAACAAGCACCCAGAAUUGGCAAAUUUAUACCAGAAAUUUACAGGAUCACAAGAUGUUAAAGCACAUCAGAUCCUGGUUUUCAUUUUACGUCUACGCCAGCUUUGCUGUCACCCGUCUUUGAUAAGUGAGAUGAUCGAUAAGGAAGCCAUCUCUGCAGAUGGGAUAGAAGAAGGAGGUCUGGAUAUUGAUUUCAUGGAUCAGUUCAAAAGGAUGUCUUUGAAACCAAAUGCUGCUGACCAAUCGGAUGAUGAUACGGAAGCUUCUUCGAAAUAUUUGACCAGCGAUCAUCCACUUUUCAGCAGAGACAGAAUUAGCUCAAAAAUUAGGAAAGUCAUAGAAAUUCUAGACGAAGAAAUUUUACCAACGGAAGAUAAAGUGGUCAUCGUCUCUCAGUGGGCAGGGUACUUAGCAAUUUUAGGAGAAGUUCUGAGGAAAAAGGGCAUCCGCUACGGUGUGUUAACUGGAGAGAUUGCCAUCCCAGACCGAGGGCCAAUUAUUGAGAAAUUCAACACUCCAGAUCGUGGGCCUAGGAUUCUUCUACUAUCCCUAACUGCUGGUGGUUGUGGUUUAAAUCUAGUCGGAGGAAACCGAUUGAUGUUGAUCGAUAUUCAUUGGAAUCCUCAGCUCGAAAAUCAAGCGUGUGAUAGAAUAUAUCGAGUCGGCCAAAAAAAAGAUGUGUUUGUCUACAGAUUCGUAGUAUCAGAUACAAUCGAAGAAGCCAUCGAGAAAAUUCAGCAAACUAAACUAAACGUCGCAGAUCAAGUUCUAACCGGAGCCAAGAAAAUCAAUGCUGCUAAACUUACCUUAGACGAUAUGAAACUUUUAUUCAAUUUGGAUCCUCUUCAAGCUCCUCAGGCUUAGAGUUUUCCAAGGAGCUCCAGGAGCUCACCCAAAUUCCUCACACAUUUCCAUUCUCGAUUUAGAACGCGUUAAGUUUGCACACGAUAAAUAGGUGAUCGUUUCCUGUGUAAAUAUUGUGUUUUACUUUCAAGUUUUCAACGUACGGCAACCUUAGCCGAUUGCAAUUUUUUAUCUUUCUCUCCAGCUCCUCGAGCCGUCACAACAUUCACAACCAUUUUUUAAUCUUGGUUUUAUAUUUUUAAAAGUUGACUAGUUCCAAUUGAUCAAAGUGAAAAGUAACACCUCCAAGAAAGGUGUUUUUGACAGGUGUUGCUGUAAAGUAAAGCUCCCAAAUACCAAAGAUAACAGUUUUCUCCGAGAAAAAUCUCAACAAUUGAUGACUCAUUUUAAAACCCGUGCUAAGUGCCAAAAAGUUGAUCUUAAGUUAUUAACAUUUUUAUCUUUAAAAACUGCAGCAAAACAAACAACACGAUAGCGUGGUUGUUUCUGCUAGAUAUAGCAGACAGCAUAUGCACUACUGAAGUGUUCAUGGCACUUAAUAUCAACUUUUAGGUUUAACUUAAUUUUUCCUCUUCUGCCUUUUAGCACAGAUUUUAAAGUAAGUCUUUAAUUUUCAAUUUUCUUGUAACAAAGCCUGAAUUCAUGCUACAAAAUUUGAGGAUUACGAAUUUUUAAAACUGGCACGAUAGGUGCAUUUUCAUUUUGUUUUUUGCAUCAAAAAUUUCUUUUGUAAGUCUUGUUUCCCUAAAUCUUGAAUUUUAGCUUUAAUACAAGAAUACUUACCGAAAUACUUAAUUGAGGAUUAUUGAAUCAUUCAAAACCGAAAACAUGAGUAUUAUGCAAUUCGCCAUUUCUUAGGAACCCUUUGUAAUAGAUUAUAAUAAUUCUCUCUCAUGUCAUCAGUGGUAUUUAGGUCAUUUUUAUUCCGAUCUCAAGGCGACCUGCAGCUUUAUUCCAGGCUAAAAUAUUUACUUAUUUACAAAAAAUUAGGGUAAAUUAAAAAAAAAAAAAACUGCUGUUCUUGACUACAUUAGCCGAAAAAUCUCAGAUAUCUGCUAAAAUUUUGGGAAAAUGAAAACUAACUCAAGUGUACUAUUAGGGGGAAAUAUUUCCACCGGAUUACCAAAUGAGUCAAAGUGCAGUUGUCACGUAGAAAAAAUGUCCCCGAUUAUACAUACAUAUCAUGGAUUCCUUUAGUCAUCAGAAAUUUUCAUAAAGGUGGACUCGAUUCCCAUUAAAAUUAGCAGUAGUGUAGACCCUGACUUGGCAAAAAUACUCCGAGGAUCCUGAAAAAGUUCUGAAAAAGUCCUGAAAUUUGUUCCCUAAAAUCUGUAGACACCCUGAAAAGGAGAGGUUGCUGGUAUUUAGUUAGAGAAAAAUAAUUUAUUGUUAAUUUGCAGAGUGAGCUUCGUGCAGGUGUCAGAAAAAAUAUGAUAAGCAGCCUGUGCUCUUGCCCUUUUGUUGCUCUUAACACAGCCAUUCAUUAUUUUUAAAAUUUACUUACUUUUGUUUUUAAUAACCAUGUAAUAUCAGCUUUUUGUUAUUCUUUUAUCAAUUUGUAUUUUUUCUGUGUCAUUAUUUUGAAAUCCCAUAUCUACUGAAAUACGUGAAAUAUUAAUUUCCUCUCUGAACUUGUUGAAGCGAAGGAUGUGCUGAUUAAAUACUCAAUGCGUCGAAAACAGUAUUGCAUAAGAGAUUGAAAGUCAAAUUUUGUCUUUAAUUAGUUCAUCAAGCUGCCAGAUAAGGCUUUAUUCAUAUUUCUGCUUCAUUUAUUUUUGAAUCCUCUGAAAAAACAUAUUGCUAGAGGUCAUUCUUUAUUUCAUUUUACAAAAGUUAUAAAUUGAAAAUGACCAUGAUUAUCAGUGAAGUCCAAGUGCAGGUUUAUCAUGUUUUACCAAGGAUUGAUUUUUAUUAUAGAAUUUUCUCAGUUGACCUCUAAAUAAACACAAUUUUUGUACAAGUCCAAUCCAAACUGUGUACAUAGUACCUAUUGCAAUUACUAGCCGUAAGUGCAGUUUAGUUUAUGAAACUACCCUUUUUACUCUUUCCUUUUUGUAAUGUACUCUUUACUAUUUUUAUAUUCAUAAUCCGGUUUUUAAUCUUUAAAGACUGAGCUUAUUAAGCAAGACAAGAUGUUUUCCAGACUUAUUUGUGCAUUUAAUUUUUUCAAGAGCAAAUGCAGUGAAUUCUUUAAGUCGAUGGCCAAAUUGUGAGCAUUCUAUAUUUUUCCGAAAAUGCUUUAACAUUUUAAUUUACUUAUAAUAGUAGGACAAGUUCCACUGUUUGUCAAAUUUUAAUGCUUCUAAUACUCAGCAGGUCAGUAUUAGACAACUAAGGUCAUGCUCUUGUUUUAUUGUCAAAUGUUUUUCCUAUGUAUUUUGCCUUGCUCAAUAAAUCAAUGUGAUAUUUUAUAA